GUGCCAUCCAUGGAUAGUAGAUCGAAGUGGCCUAUGCUCCCGUCAUCUUUGCUAAUAGGGCGGGCAGGCGCGAAGUACCUGCAUAUUCACCUCCAUUCCACACCUUUGCCAAGUGAAGGUGCAGACACUCAUCAUGAACAAGAAAGGGGCGACACAGUAGGUGAGUGCCAUUUUUAAGGAGAUCAAACUUUUAUUCUCCCGACUUAAUCUGGUGGACCCACGUUUCCACUUCCCUUCAACAACUUCCCCGAAUUCACUUACCUGAGAAUCCAACCCUCAGGAACUUCAGGGAAAAUGGAGUGACCAACUCGCCCGAACCAGACUUCUAAUUAUACGGGAAUCAUUCGUCGCACAAACAUAGAGAGUGCCUACAUGUAUGAAUCGGAUUUCCCUGCAGUCUGCAGAUAUGCCGGCUACGAACAAACUCGCGAUCCGACCAAAGCCCUCUGGCUUACUCGGUCCAUUCCGGAUCCUAGACCUACCACCGGAGCUAGUCCUUGAGAUAUUAUCCUUCCUUGACCCUCCUUAUGUCAUCUUGUUCUCGUUAACUUGCAAAGCCGCCCGCCACCUAAUCAGCAGCUCGGACUACGGCAAAUUCUGUCUUUCGUAUGUCCAAAAAAAAUUGCGCGAUUGCAGACAAGAACCCAUCGGCUCCGAGUCGAUCCUUGACCCGAGAUAUAAGUUCUUGCAAUUGUUGGCGGACGACUACCUGCAUCGUUUCGUCUGUUUGCGUUGCGCAAAACUCCAUCAGAAUCUCACGGGAGAAAGCCGAAAUGCUCAUGAUAACUCCAUCAUAAUUCGUGACCGGCUUAACCCACAUCCUAAGGGCGUAAUGACCUUUGGUCCUCUCUGGCCAAAAUAUGUCAUUACCUUCGACGAGGCUCGUGAGGCCUUAAAAGGCAGCCGCAAGAGUUCGAGAACCAAGUCGUUGCUCUCUAAUCUCGCAAUAUCGACCGACUGGAAGCUUGCUAGAUUAUGGUCAUCUUGCUAUAACCCGGAAUUCCUCCAUGGAUACAUCAAAUUGGACACCGAAGCAACCGUCGUAAACGGAUCCUUGUACUUUCACAAGGUUCAACGAAUACUGCUCCAGCCCGAGAAAGUUAAGCACUUCUUAAGCGCCUCGCAAUCGUGGCUUACGGAAGAGAUAUUCAAAUCCUGCAUCCACAGCGGCCAGUUUCGGUAUGCAUUCCAACCCCCCUUGAGCACCUUUUCGUGGGCAAGUUUAGACAAAACGAGUGUUCAUAGGACGAUCUCGGAGUUUAUCGCCAUGGCGCACUGGAAGAUGAUGGUAGCAGAGCCCUCGAGGCUCGAUGGUUGGGAUUUGGACCAACUUGAUCUCCAGUCAUACUCGCUCGCCGGUUGCUACCAAUGUGCGACUGAUUUUUCUAUCACCAUACAUAACCAUGGGCGCGGUGGGGUCGAGAUAAUAGCCGACGUCUUCCAGAACCUCGGCGACUGCACCAACCCAACCGACCGUGAAUGGGAAGCUUGCUGGUUCAACCAAUUCGAUAAGGUGUACAGAUCUACUAUGCUGAGGCGAUUGGAUCACCCAAUGAUCCAUCUUGCCAUAUUCCCUACUCCUCCCGGCCGCAGUGCCAGAAACCACCCCUCCGCUCCAAGCGUCAAAGACGUGUGGGAGUUGCAUGAGCAUGACCGUGCAGCAAGUCGAAAAGCCAGUAAGCCUUGACAAAGACUAUUUCGGAAUCAAAUCUAUGGAAUGGGUGAGGUCUAAUGAAAGCCUAAACAAAUGUUGCUGCGAGGGAAUGAGAAUGAGCCUUAAAACAAAGAAACGAGGGAUGAAGAAUAGCAGGACGCUGCUCCGUUAAAUCGCUUGGUUUUAGGUCGUAUUCGCGGGGGGUCUCAAUUGGCGUCGAUGGUUGAUAGGCUCAACUAUCGAUGCCAAGAGCCACUAUACGAUAGUACCUCGAUUAGACGAAGACUUCUAUUGCCCUCAGUUGCUCUACAUUCUAGAUCAUAAGCACUGACACUCAGUAAUAAACAACGAAUACCAAC
Annulohypoxylon truncatum is the source of this 2013-nucleotide messenger RNA. RefSeq lists its product as uncharacterized. Lineage: Eukaryota; Fungi; Ascomycota; Sordariomycetes; Xylariales; Hypoxylaceae. Bases 377 to 1687 code for a protein of 436 amino acids. Gene Ontology annotation, molecular function: protein binding. The transcript has a single exon. The record is from RefSeq and is a predicted model, not a curated record.